Messenger RNA from Talaromyces stipitatus ATCC 10500, 2168 nucleotides. RefSeq names its product pH signal transduction protein PalI, putative. Gene Ontology annotation, cellular component: plasma membrane; growing cell tip; cell division site. Lineage: Eukaryota; Fungi; Ascomycota; Eurotiomycetes; Eurotiales; Trichocomaceae. The transcript has 3 exons. The record is from RefSeq and is a predicted model, not a curated record. Bases 1 to 2073 code for a protein of 690 amino acids.
AUGCUGCUGAAACCGGCGACGCCUCUUUCCGUGCUACUGUUCGCUGCCUUUGCGCUGCUACUCCUGUCUACCCUUUCGACCCCGGUUAUCAAAGCGAUCCCGUUAGCAACCUAUCAGAAUGUCGACUUUGGGGUCUUCGGAUACUGUAGAGGAUCGCAAUGUAUUGCAGCUCGGGUGGGAUACGACACUGAAAACAUCUUUGGCACAAAUGAAGACACGGAUGGCGACUUUAACCUCCCCUCUAGCGCUCGAAACUCCCUGUCCGCCAUUUUGAUCGUACACCCCGUGGCCGCUUUUCUCACUCUAGUCUGUUUUAUCAUGGCCUUAACCUCUCACCUCCACUCACCAUCUCAUUCGCCGCGAUACCUCCUCGCUUUGUUGAUUCUUCUCUUACCGACGGUUUUGGUCAGUCUACUGGCCUUUUUAGUUGAUAUUUUACUCUUCGUACCGCAUCUACAAUGGGGAGGAUGGAUAGUACUCGCUGCGACAAUCAUUCUUGUUGCAUGCGGCGUCGUCACAUGCGCCAUGCGUCGCACACUCGUCAGUCGCAAAGCCCGCAAGAAGCUCGUGGCAGAGAAUGCAGAGAUGAGCGGCGAGAAUUUUUACAACCGACAACGCGCUGAAGCCGCAGCAGCACAACUCCCGAAAGCAGAGUCUCCGCCUCCUCUUCCUAUGAAUACAGACGCAAAGACUCCUUUGAUUAGCGCGAAUUCCCAUGCAGAAUCGGCCCCUACUUUUACAACGUAUGCUUCGAGUCGCACGACCGAGGAUGGAUCAGGAGUUCUGCUUAAUGGUGGAGAUGACACUGCUUUCUACCAUCAGUCUGCUCGACCUAUGCGACCGGGUUACCAAGGACCACAAAAUGAAUACGGCAACCCCAUGCCACCUGCAGUAACGGGAGCAGCUGCUGUCGAAGCGGGUAUGAUGAUGUCGAAUUCUGAUCGAACUUUGCAGAACCAAUAUUCCGAUGGCAGUCUUGGCUCUCGAAGAGGAUACGGCCCUCCUGGACAGCCACCACGAGGUCGUGGCUAUCCUCCUCGAGGUGGAUAUGCACGAGGAGGACCCCCUGGUCCUUAUGGCGGUCGUGGACGUGGACCCCCACCAAACGGCCGAGGUGGUUCUAUGCGAGGUGGAAUGAGAGGUCCUCCUCCUCCUGGAGCCGUUCCUUAUAAUCGUGGACCACCCCCAGGAUAUCCUCCUCGACGUGAUGGACCAGGUGGAUAUGACCAGUAUGGAGCAGGAAUGAACCGUCGACCAUCAGAUGGCGGACCAUACGGGCCUGCACGCAGCAAUUCGAGCAAUUACUCACGACCUUACGGUCCUGGGCCAGUACGCAAUCUAUCUGCUUCACAGCCCAAUCUACCUGAAAUGGGCGACCCUGGUGCAAUUGAAAUGAUGCCACAAUUCAGUGAGCCGAAUUUACGUGUUCGCAAUGUAGCUGAUACGUCCGAACCACAGCGACUUUCUAAUAACGAGUCUCUUCCAAGUCCGACCAGUGUAUACAGCACCGAACAUUAUGUACCACCGCGAGCUGCAUGGACACGCGGUCCCGAGCGUGGCAUGAACAAUAGUCCCGCUCACGCACGUCGAGGAUCAAGUGGUCAUUACUAUGAAGAUAUUGAGCCACGAUUUGCAGAGGAUCCCGCACCACCCUCCCUGAAUGGCGGCGUACCCUCGGUGCUUAUGGCAGGAAGAUCAGCUGGUGAGAUACCUCACUCUUCACCAUCACCACCACUACCACCACCUUUGAAAAUCCCUGGCGAAAAUGUCGGUGAUCUUGGACCUGGCUCACCAGCUAUUAGCGAUAUAAGUCAAACCAGUCAUUUCACCUCGAUAUCGGAACGACCUAUAAACCCGAAAUGGCAAGCACCUCCUCCUGCUCCCGGACCGGGGUCGACGGCGAAUCGAGGACCGCGAAUGCAGGAUAUGUUGCUUGAAGGAAACCCAGAUUUUGAGCUUCCUGGUUCAAGCUUGCGAGGUCGAGGUCGUGGCGGAGGGGGAUCCAGGUAUGGUAGAGGAACUGGCCGGAUGACCCCUGUGAUUGAGCAUGCGGGAAGUCGAUAUCCGUUGUGAUUGACCAUCUUUCGUUUUUUUGUUUCUUUCUUGGCGCGUAUAUCACUUUCAUUUAUUUUAUUUUGUUUUCUUGCUUUCUUUCUUUCUUUUUUUUU